Armigeres subalbatus is the source of this 1745-nucleotide messenger RNA. RefSeq names its product trifunctional enzyme subunit beta, mitochondrial (gene Mtpbeta). The record is from RefSeq and is a predicted model, not a curated record. The transcript has 5 exons. Gene Ontology annotation, biological process: fatty acid beta-oxidation. Gene Ontology annotation, molecular function: acyltransferase activity, transferring groups other than amino-acyl groups. Lineage: Eukaryota; Metazoa; Arthropoda; Insecta; Diptera; Culicidae. Bases 124 to 1533 code for a protein of 469 amino acids. Gene Ontology annotation, cellular component: mitochondrion.
AUUCGUACUCCAUUCUUCGCCGUGAGCAGUUUGUUAGGACGUCAAUUUUGUGGACUGUUUUAAUCAUUUAAUUCCCUUUUAAUUUCAAUUUACGGUUCAGUUUAACAAUCAAGAAGUUUCACCAUGGCGUACCAGCUGACCAAGAUCGGAACAGCCCUAUCGGGGAACCUGUCCAAAACUGCUCUGCGAAGCAUCAGCACUACCGCUGCCGUGUACGAACCCAGAAAGCUCCCCGAUAAGACCGGCAAAAAUGUUGUAUUGGUGGAUGGUGUCCGAACGCCGUUCCUUUUGUCUGGCACCGAUUACUCGAAACUGAUGCCACACGAGUUGGCUCGUCAUUCGCUGCUGAGCCUGUUGCGCAAAACAAAGCUGGAUAAAGAACUGGUUGACUACAUCGUCUAUGGAACCGUCAUUCAGGAAGUCAAAACAUCUAAUAUUGCACGCGAGGCGGCCCUGUCCGCUGGAUUCAGCAACAAAACACCCGCACACACUGUGACCAUGGCUUGCAUCAGUUCUAACCAGGCCAUCACCACCGGAAUGGGACUGAUCGCCACCGGAACGUACGACGCGAUCGUUGCCGGGGGCGUCGAAUUCAUGUCCGAUGUGCCAAUCCGCCACAGCCGAAAGAUGCGUUCUCUGAUGCUGAAGGCCAACAAGGCCAAAACACCCGUCCAGCGACUACAGCUCCUCGCUUCCAUUCGACCGGACUUUUUCGUUCCGGAACUGCCAGCUGUGGCAGAAUUCUCGUCCGGCGAAACCAUGGGCCACUCGGCUGAUCGGUUGGCCGCAUCAUUCAACGCUUCUCGUCAGGAGCAAGAUGACUACGCUCUCCGCUCUCAUACUUUGGCCAAGGAAGCCCAAGAUAAGGGCUACUUUACAGAUCUGGUCCCAUACAAGGUGUCUGGUGUGGACAAAACCGUUGCAAAGGACAACGGCAUUCGUGUCUCGAGCAAGGAAGCUCUGGCCAAGUUGCGGCCAGCUUUCGUUAAGCCAUACGGCACUGUUACUGCGGCGAAUGCUUCCUUCCUAACCGAUGGUGCUUCCGCGUGUCUAAUCAUGACCGAGGAAAAGGCAAAGGCCCUUGGAUUGCGUCCAAAGGCUUAUCUGCGCGAUUUCCUGUACGUUUCGCAAGAUCCGAUCGACCAGCUGCUGCUGGGACCUGCAUACGGCAUCCCGAAGCUGCUGAAGAAAGCCGGCCUUACUCUCAAGGAUAUCGACUCAUGGGAAAUUCACGAAGCUUUCGCCGGACAAAUCAUCGCCAACCUGAAAGCCCUCGACUCGGACUAUUUCUGCAAGAAUUAUCUCGGCCUUAGUGAGAAGUUCGGUUCGCCAGAUCUGAGCAAGUGGAACAACUGGGGCGGAUCACUUUCGAUUGGGCACCCGUUCGCGGCCACCGGUGUGCGGCUUUGCAUGCACACGGCUAACCGAUUGGUGCGCGAAAAUGGACAGCUGGGCCUGGUAGCUGCGUGCGCGGCUGGUGGCCAGGGCGUGGCCAUGUUGCUCGAACGGCACCCGGAUGCCAACGCCGAGUAAAAGAGGGGGAUCGUCACUACCUAAAGGAUGUUUAUGUGAUAUCCGUUCUCGAUAAGACUAGGGUCGGUCCCGUUUUGGCACGACAAUCCGAAUGUUGUUUGUUUAGGUUUCACAAAGUGCUAGAUUAUUUAAUUAAUAUCAAGUAUCCUGUUUAUUUUUUAUAUGUUUUUGGUAUCCCAUUAUAUAUGUAUGUUUAAAAAAUCAUUGUAUAA